CCCGUUUGACGUGGCCGCGUGCUGGGGGCGGCUCCGGGCCGGGGGCCGGCCUGCGGAGCCGGGCGGGGCAGGCCUGGGGCGGGGCGCGGCGCCGCAGCUGGAUGGCCGGGGCCGCCCGGAGCGCUGCCGCUGCCGCCGCUGCACGCACCUGGCAUGCCUGGAUGUCCCUGCUCUGGCUGUGGCAUGGCGGGCCAAAGGCUCCUCUUCCUCAUUGCUGUUGCCCUGGAGCUCCUGGGAGGGGCUGGGGGUUCCCCGCAGGCCCUCCGGAACCGGGGGGCUGCAGCAGCCUGUCGCCUAGACAACAAGGAAAGCGAGUCCUGGGGGGCCCUGCUGAGUGGGGAGAGGCUGGACACCUGGAUAUGCUCCCUCCUGGGCUCACUUAUGGUGGGACUCAGUGGGGUCUUCCCGCUACUGGUCAUUCCCUUGGAGAUGGGGACCACACUGCGCUCAGAAGCUGGGGCCCGGCGCCUGAAGCAGCUGCUCAGCUUUGCCCUGGGAGGGCUGUUGGGUAACGUGUUCCUCCACCUGCUGCCCGAGGCCUGGGCUUACACGUGCAGCUCCAGCCUUGGUGGUGAGGGGCAGAGCCUGCAGCAGCAGCAGCAACUGGGGCUGUGGGUCAUUGCUGGCUUCCUGACCUUCCUGGCUUUGGAGAAGAUGUUCCUGGACAGCAAGGAGCAGGAGGGGGCCAACCAGGCCCCCAGCAAAGACCCUGUUGUUGCUGCCGCCGCGCUCAAUGGAGGCCACUAUCUGGCCCAGCCGGCUGCAGAGCCCGGCCUGAGCGCUGUGGUCCAGAGCAUCAAAGUCAGUGGCUAUCUCAACCUGCUGGCCAACACCAUAGAUAACUUCACGCAUGGGUUGGCUGUGGCCGCCAGCUUCCUUGUGAGCAAGAAGAUCGGGCUCCUGACCACCAUGGCCAUCCUCCUGCACGAGAUCCCCCAUGAAGUGGGUGACUUUGCCAUCCUGCUCCGGGCUGGCUUCGACCGAUGGAGUGCGGCCAAGCUGCAGCUCUCAACGGCACUGGGGGGCCUGCUGGGGGCCUGCUUCGCCAUCUGUACACAGUCCCCCAAGGGAGUAGAGGAGACUGUGGCCUGGAUCCUGCCCUUCACCUCUGGCGGCUUUCUCUACAUCGCCCUGGUAAACGUGCUGCCCGACCUCUUGGAGGAAGAUGACCCUUGGCGCUCCCUGCAGCAAGUGCUUCUCCUCUGCGCGGGGAUCCUGGUGAUGGUGCUGUUCUCGCUCUUCGUGGAGUAACAUCCCUGGUGCCCCCCCCCCCCACAGCAAUAAGAGACUCGAUUUACUCUGUGACCAUGUUCGAGGUAGAGAGAGCUAGUGAGAGCCAGCGGGCCUCUGGACAGACUAGACGGUGUGUGUGGUGUGCAUGUGUGAACAGUGGUGUGUGAGACCGACACUGUGAUCCCUCAUGUGCUGGCCCGGGGCCCAGUGCCCCCGCCUGCCCCCAGUCGCACUGUGCCCCUCCCCUUGCCACCCUGUCAUCUUACACCUCCCAGUGACCAGUGAGGAAACAGCAGCACUGCACCCAGAGGUCUCUCCCCACCAGGACUCCAAGGGAACCCCAAAGCUGCCUCCUGCUGGGGCGUCCCGUGUCCCUGGCUGAGAGUAAACCCCCUGCUCGUGCAACGCACCCUGGGCAGAAGCUGGGUGACUUCUCUCUGCCACAUCCAUCAGCCUGGCCCUUCCUCUGCCAGUGCUAAGGCCAAAGAAAGGUGCAGGUGCUCUAGCAGACCCCAGCCCCACUGGGCACCGAGUCCCACCGUUCCCAGCAUGGAGCUGGAGGAUGCUGAGACCUUUCCCUCCUCCCUCCUGGCCGUCUGCCCUGGGCUGGCUUCUGUCACCCAGUGAAUGCUCCCUGGCAGCACCAGCAGCCCCUGCCACCUCCAGCUGCCAAACAGCAGCCUGCAGGGCAGCCAGCAGCCCCAGGCCAGAGAGGCCUCCUGAUCCAGCUCAGGGAUGCUUGUGCCAGCUCAGGGCCCAGGCAGACAUCCUAGAGGCAGGAGCAGUGGUUGGGGCUGUCCCUCCCUGCUCGGGCCCCUUUUCCUGGCCCACUGGGAGUAGGGGUAGGCUGGGGGUGGUGAGGGCUCCAUGCUGUCAGCACUCAGGAAUGUGCUCCUGGAGAAAGCUGAAGCCAUAAUCCCCAGUUAUUUCACUUGGCCGGCACCCAAGCGCUCAGCUGGCCCAGUCCAUAGCCAGGCUCCAGCCCUGCUGCUUGACCAUGGGCGUUCCGAAGUAGCCAUUGAGAGGGUCCGGAUGGCUUUACAGCAGUUUCGCUGUGGUUCCGUUUGUAUCUGUAAAUACCUGUUCUAUAUAUAAGAUGCAAAUAAAUACUAUACACAAA
This is a messenger RNA of Artibeus jamaicensis (Jamaican fruit-eating bat), 2353 nucleotides long. RefSeq names its product solute carrier family 39 member 13 (gene SLC39A13). The record is from RefSeq and is a predicted model, not a curated record. NCBI's taxonomy places the organism in Eukaryota, Metazoa, Chordata, Mammalia, Chiroptera, Phyllostomidae. Bases 154 to 1251 code for a protein of 365 amino acids. Gene Ontology annotation, biological process: zinc ion transmembrane transport; intracellular zinc ion homeostasis. Gene Ontology annotation, molecular function: zinc ion transmembrane transporter activity. The transcript has 10 exons. Gene Ontology annotation, cellular component: membrane.